Messenger RNA from Aspergillus aculeatinus CBS 121060, 972 nucleotides. RefSeq names its product putative short-chain dehydrogenase. NCBI's taxonomy places the organism in Eukaryota, Fungi, Ascomycota, Eurotiomycetes, Eurotiales, Aspergillaceae. The record is from RefSeq and is a predicted model, not a curated record. The transcript has 4 exons. The coding region runs from base 1 to 972 and encodes 323 amino acids.
AUGCCACCGCCAUACACCACCCAGACCACCACCGCCGAACUCCUAAGCGACUACGCCCCCCUCAUCAAAGGCAAAGUCAUCCUCACAACGGGGGUCUCCCCCAACUCCCUCGGCGGCUUCUUCGUGCAGUCGCUCGCCCAAGCCCAACCUGCCUGCCUCAUCCUUGCCGCCCGUAAUCCCGAUCAACUCGCCCAAACCGCCGCGGCGCUCCGAGCCAACACCACCACCAGCACCGGCCCCAGCCAGCCAACCACGCAGAUCCGCACCCUACAGAUCGACCUAGGCUCCCUCGCGAGCGUCCGCGCCGCCGCCGCCGAGGUCAACGGAUGGGACGACCUCCCCGCCAUCGACGUCGUGGUCAACAACGCGGGCAUCAUGGGCGUGCCGGACUACCGCCUCUCCGCCGAGGGCUUCGAGGCCCACUGGGCGACCAACCACCUCGGCCCGUUCCUGUUCACCAACCUGAUCAUGCCGAAGAUCGUGGCCGCGCCGAGCCCCCGCGUGGUCGUCGUGAGCAGCGACGGUCAUCGGUUGAAUCCGGUGCGGUUCGACGAUUGGAAUUUCCAUGAAGGGAAAAGCUAUGAUCGCUGGCGUGCCUACGGGCAAAGCAAAACAGCCAACAUGUUGUUUGCCCGCUCGCUGGCGCAGAAGCUGGGGUUGAAGUGUAACCUGCAGGCGUUCAGUUUACAUCCCGGGGUCAUCUUUACCAAUCUGGACAGGGAUGUGGAUUGGAGUGUUGGGAUGAAGGAGCUUCAGGCUGUGGACCGGUCACUUGGUAAUCGGGAAGGUUGGAAGGACGAAUUCGACGCGAAGAAUCUCGAGAGGGGCGCGGCGACUCAUCUCUAUGCCGCAUUUGAUCCAAGUUUGAAGGCUGUCAAUGGCGCGUAUCUGAUUGAUUGCCAUGUGGCUGACCCCUUGGUGGAUACGGUCAAGCCAUGGACCACCAGCAGCUUCGGGGCCGAGAGGCUUUGA